UGUUAGUAUUUUCUUGUGUAAUAUAUUGUGUUGAUUGUUGAUUUUUGACGAAUAAUUUGGGAAACGAAUAAUUUAUACUUUGCAAUUAUAAUAUUUAUAUAAUUAAGAAAAAUGGCAGAUGAUGAUUUUGAUGGAGACGAGGUAGCAGAUGAUUUUGAUGAUGUGGAUGAUGAUGAUAACAUUGAAUUAGAACCUCAGGAAGAAGAUGGAGAAAAUAUAGAGUUACAUGCAGCAGGUGAAACUACUGGUGGAGUACAAAGAUCUAAAAGAAUUACAACAAGAUAUAUGACAAAAUAUGAAAGAGCAAGGGUGUUAGGAACGAGAGCAUUACAAAUAGCUAUGUGUGCUCCUGUGAUGGUGGAAUUAGAGGGAGAAACUGAUCCAUUACAAAUUGCAAUGAAGGAAUUAAAACAAAGAAAAAUACCAAUCAUAAUUAGGCGUUAUCUACCUGACAACAGUUAUGAAGAUUGGGGUAUAGAUGAAUUAAUCAUAAUAGAUCAUUAA
Messenger RNA from Eufriesea mexicana, 504 nucleotides. It is a transcript of the gene RpII18, whose product is annotated as RNA polymerase II subunit RpII18. Gene Ontology annotation, cellular component: RNA polymerase II, core complex; RNA polymerase III complex; RNA polymerase I complex. Lineage: Eukaryota; Metazoa; Arthropoda; Insecta; Hymenoptera; Apidae. Gene Ontology annotation, molecular function: DNA binding. The transcript is spliced from 3 exons. Gene Ontology annotation, biological process: transcription by RNA polymerase I; transcription by RNA polymerase II; tRNA transcription by RNA polymerase III. The record is from RefSeq and is a predicted model, not a curated record. Bases 112 to 504 code for a protein of 130 amino acids.